Messenger RNA from Paramecium pentaurelia, 1601 nucleotides. Lineage: Eukaryota; Ciliophora; Oligohymenophorea; Peniculida; Parameciidae. The record is from the annotation of a GenBank genome assembly.
AUGGGUGGAUAACAAUCUUAUGGACAAGCUAUAAGUACUUACAAUGAGAAAAAAGCUAUUAUUAUUGGUUAAGUGAAUGUUUAAACAAAUAUUGAUCAUAGUAAUAAUACAAAUGAGUGAUAUUUAGUGACUGAAAUCAUUGUGGCAUUGGGAAAUGAGAUACAUCCUUAAUUAUGGAAUGUGGCAAUAAUGGAAAUGAGAAGUACAGAUACUGAUUUUCCAUUGACUUAUCGUAGGUUCUGUUUGUCAAACCCAGUUGAGGAAUAUUAAAAUUAAUACAUUCCUGAAAAAAUAAGUAAUGUUUAGCAAAAUUGAAGAUCAAUUUGCAAGUAUUUAAAGACCAUAGAGAACUGAAUUUCAUAUGAAAACAGGUCAUUUCUGGACAAUACUAAUUCCAAGUUAUAUUUAAGAACAUUUGCAAAAUGAUGAAUCGAAUUUAAAUGCACAAAUAAUUUAUCCAUUUUGUGAUAAAACAAAGUUAAAUUUAUAUAGAGAGUAAUAUCAAUAGACAUAUGUUGAUGUAUUCAAAAAAAUUGAAUAAGAAAUGAGUAACCAUUCUGCGUACAUCUCAGUUGGAAUAUUGGAUAUGUAACAAAAUAAUCCAAUUUUGGGAAUAGACAACUAUUCUAUGACUUAAGAUAUUAUAAAUGCAUUUACUUAAUGUACUCCUAAAAUACAUAAAUUAAUAUUCAUAUCUGAAAAUGAAACAUAAGCAUUUAUAAUGGGAAUGGCAUUAAAAGAUAAAACUAGAGAAUUAUAUGAUAUUACAAAUGGAUUUAUGGAAUAAGAAAAAUAAUAAGUAGAUCAAAUAAUGAAUUAGAAUGAAGUUCCAAUUAAGGCUGAAUUAGAAAUACAAUUUAAAUAAGAUGAAGAUAUUUAACUUAAUUCAAAUAAUCUUUAAUAGGAAAUUCAGAAUCUGCAUCCUUAAAUUCAAAAGAUUCAAAAACCUAAUGUGGUUAGUUAUAACAAUGGACACAAAUGUACAGAUAAAUAUAUUUACAUGAUUAGAAAAUAUAGUAUAUUAAUACUUUAGAGAAUUCAAUGUUCCUUUAAAUUAAGAAGUAUUUCAAACAAUACUUCCAAGAGUAGGUAGUGAUUACAACAAAUUGUGUCUAUGUGGUAGAAACUUAACAGUUAGAAAUGAAGGUAAUUAAUGUUGCUAUUGUGGAUUACAAAGACCAACAUUAUUUUAAUGUGAAUAAAGAGUAACAUUUAAUUUUAUUUAGGCAUGUGGAAGAUAGUAUUGUCCAAGUUGUUUUAAUCCAACUAAAUUAUUUAAUUUAUGUAUGUAAGGUCAUUAAAUGAAAUACAUUGAUGCAUUAAAUAAUACUUAAUAAUGUUUCUAUUGUAGAUAAUCUACUUAUCGUCUUGGAUAUUUCUUUUGUGAAACAUGUUCUUUUAAAAUAUGUGCUUAUUGUUAUUAUUAAAAAUAUUCAGAGUGGCAAUUUAAGAAAGUAAUAUUAUCAUAUAAAUUUAUAUAGAUGAAAAUAUACUUGAAUUGUUUGAAAAAGAUCAAACCAAAUUAUAGAUAAGAGGUUUCAAAUCAAUUAAUUACUGAAUAUUUAAUGGAUGCAAAUUUAUAAAAAUUAAGAUAAAAAUGA